UCAAGUGACUCCGAUAUGGCCAGCACCGACGCGCCGGCAGCGCAGGCUGCCUCAGCGCCUAGAGACGAGGGUGCGCUCGAGGCGUCAACUCCCACCCGUACCCCCGAGGCACCGGCAGACGAGUUCGACGCGGACCUCGUCGCCGACCUCCAUGACGCCUUUGGCAUGAUGUACGCCGGCAGCGAAUGGGACAGCGACGACGAGGAACAGCACCCGAAACGCACGACAGAUGGCUUCGACCUCCCAUCUCUCCUCUCCGAGCUCGCGGCCCUCAUCUCAUUCCCCCAACAGGCGGGAACGAAGCGCCGUCUCUUUCCACCUCGCACCCGCGCGCCAUCCGUCUUCCCCUCGACCUCGCCCAUCCCCCCUCUCCCACCAGCAACAGCCUACCUCCCCUUCUCGCCGCUGCCCCUGCUCGCGCGCCUGCGUACCUUCGGCGCCUCGGGCCUCUCGCCCACCGUGCCACCCGAAAUAGGGGCAUUGGCCUGCGCUCUCCACGGCUGGGUUAGUGCUGGGCGGGACGCGCUUGCCUGCGCUCACGCAUGCGGCGCCACAUGGGGCGUUGGCGGCCUGUCCGAUCUCCGACCAGCAGUGCGCGAUGGCGUUGUCCGCCGCCUCAAGUCAACGCUUUCGAGCCGCCAUGCUCCUGGCUGCGCGUGGCGGAUCACCGCGUCCCCGCCCGAACUCCCAUCCGACCUCAGGCGCAUCCUCCACCCUCUGACGGCAACGAGCCUCGCGCCAUUAUCCCGCGCACUCGCGCAACAAUCUCUCUCGGGCCCUCUUGCUCCCGUCUGGAGCAGCCCAGUUUCAGGCGAGGAGAUCCAGCAUCUUGCUAUUGCGCUGCGCCGCCACCUCCCGCCCCUCGGGCCAGAUCCCGAGUCGGAGAACCGCACUGCUGGCCCUCGACCACCCGAGCCGAAGGAGCUGCUCGCCUCCGCACUUGCACUUUUUGGCUGGUUCCCGUACGACCCCUCGUUCCCGACCGACCACGUGCUGGCGCACGGCACGCCGACCGACAUUGUGGCGUGCCGCAUCUGUCGCCGUCGCGUUGGCUUGUGGUCCUUCGCUCCGGAGCAUGGGCGUGCGCUGGACCUGGGAGCUGCGCACGUCUCCUGGUGUCCCCUGCGUGCUGAGGGGUGGUGGCGCGAGAGUGCGCUCGUCGCUGGGCGGAGAGAAGGAAUACUGAUGGAUCCCAAGACACUGGGAGAAAUGCUCAUCGUCAGCGACGACGGCCGGCCGAAGAAGAAGUGGCGUCGGAGGUAGCGGCUAGGAGGUGAUGGUCAGCGAGCGGCGGUAGUGUAGAGUACUGUUGUAUGCAUCUAGUAGCAUCGU
Molecule: messenger RNA, 1332 nt
Organism: Cutaneotrichosporon oleaginosum
Lineage: Eukaryota; Fungi; Basidiomycota; Tremellomycetes; Trichosporonales; Trichosporonaceae
Cellular component (GO): nucleus
Molecular function (GO): zinc ion binding
Source: RefSeq, a predicted model, not a curated record